Mandrillus leucophaeus (drill) is the source of this 4209-nucleotide messenger RNA. RefSeq names its product proteasome (prosome, macropain) subunit, beta type, 2 (gene PSMB2). Bases 242 to 496 code for a protein of 84 amino acids. Gene Ontology annotation, cellular component: proteasome core complex; cytosol; proteasome core complex, beta-subunit complex. Gene Ontology annotation, molecular function: peptidase activity. The record is from RefSeq and is a predicted model, not a curated record. NCBI's taxonomy places the organism in Eukaryota, Metazoa, Chordata, Mammalia, Primates, Cercopithecidae. The transcript is spliced from 5 exons. Gene Ontology annotation, biological process: proteasomal protein catabolic process.
AGUACUAACCAGCUAUUUCAUAGCUGUUGCAUGAGGAAAGGGACUAGAGUAGGAUUGUACCCCUCAGUCUAUAUGCUUUGUUUACUCUGAGUGUACAAAAGAUGGAUAUGAAUUGUCUCCCACAGCAGCAGCUAACUUCACACGUCGAAACCUGGCUGACUGUCUUCGGAGUCGGACCCCAUAUCAUGUGAACCUCCUCCUGGCUGGCUAUGAUGAGCAUGAAGGGCCAGCGCUCUAUUACAUGGACUACCUUGCAGCCUUGGCCAAGGCCCCUUUUGCAGCCCAUGGCUAUGGUGCCUUCCUGACUCUCAGUAUCCUAGACCGAUACUACACACCAACUAUCUCACGUGAGAGGGCAGUGGAGCUUCUUAGGAAAUGUCUGGAGGAGCUCCAGAAACGCUUCAUCCUGAAUCUGCCAACCUUCAGUGUUCGAAUCAUUGACAAAAAUGGCAUCCAUGACCUGGACAACAUUUCCUUCCCCAAACAGGGCUCCUAACAUCAUGCUCUGCCUCCCAUUUGCCAGGGAACUUUUUUUGAUGGGCUCCUUUAUUUUUUUCUACUCUUUUCAGGUGCACUCUUGAUAAAUGGUUAAUUCAGAAUAAAGAUGACUAUGGAUAUAAUUGAGCCCUCUGGUCCGGGUCUCAGUUUACCUAAUAUUACCUCAGAAAAGAUAUGGAGGGAAACUGAUCUUUUUGCCAGGUCUGACUUUUCUUCCUGCUCCGCCCUCCGUUAACACCCAGCACCCUUUAGCAGCUGAUGGCCGCACGUUCUACUCCACUCUUGGUUCCUUUCCAGCUAGCUCUUUCAUAUAUUUUACUUGCUAAUAUCUCCAUUCUCUCUAAAGUAGUGGUUAUGUUUGCCCUUAAACUUAAAUUUUUUUAAAUUAAUUAACCUGAAUGAAUAAUAUAUGCACUUAAUAAAACAUGCAAACAGUACAAAAACAUGUAGUGAAAAAUAUUUCUUCCAUAGCUGGGUGUGGUGGCUUAUGCCUGUAAUCCCAGCACUUUGGGAGGCCGAGGCGGGCGGAUCACGAGGUCAAGAGAACAAGACCAUCCUGACCAACAUGGUAAAACCCUGUCUCUACUAAAAAUACAAAAAUUAGCCGGGUGUGGUGGCGUACACCCCUAGUCCCAGCUACUGGGGAGGCUGAGGCAGGAGAAUCGCUUGAACUCGGGAGGCAGAGGUUGUAGUAAGCCUAGAUUGUGCCACUGUACUCCAGCCUGGAGACAGAAUGAGACUCCGUCUCAAAAAAAAAAAAAAAGAAAAAUGUUUCUCCCAUCCCUAUAAUCCAAUCACCUGCUUCCGGCUUCCCUUCCGGGAGGAAACUUCAGCUACUAAUUUCUCAUGUUUUUUAAGAGGUACUCUUUUACUGUGUAAUGUGCACAUACAUACAGACACAUGCCCCCUUUAAAUUUUUUAGAUUUAUUUAUUUAUUUAGAGACAGGGUCUUACUCUAGCCCAGGCUGGAGUGCUGUGGCGUAAUCUUGGCUCACUAUAACCUCCGCCUCCUGGGGCCAAGUGAUCCUCCCAUCUCAGCCUCCUGAGUAGCUGGGAUUACAGGCGUACACCACCAAUGCCCAGCUAGUUUUUGUGUUUUUCAUGGAGACAGGGUCUCACCAUGUCAUUCAGGUUGGUCUUGAACUCCUGGGCUCAAGCAGUCUGCCUGCCUUGGCUUCCCAGUGUUGGGAUUACAGGCGUGGCCACCGUGCCCGGCUAAAAAGUAUUUUUAAUGUUCUACAUAUUGCUUAUUUCACUUAACACUAUAUUAGAAAUUGUUUUAUAUCAAUACACAUAGAUAUGCUUAUUCUUGUUGAGAGUUGCAUAAUUUUCCAUUAGAUUGAUGUAUCAUGGGCAGUUAACCAGAUACCCGUUUUUCUCUUAGCCUACCUUUAGGGAACAAUGUAGAUGUUUUGUGGUUAAAGUCACUAAAACAGUGUUUCUUAACCAGAUGUGUGUUUCAGAAUGUUCACCUCACAUUUCCAGUUGCUACUGAUGCUGCCGGUCUAGGAACCACAUGCCAAAACCAUUUGGUCUCAGACUAGGAUAAACCCUACUUUAUCCAAUUCUGUGCUCCUCUUAAUACCAUAUACAGAUAGGUUUUUGGUUUGUAUGUGAUGAAAUGUGUCAUCUAAGAUACUACCUACUGAUCCUAACGUUCAUGUUAAAGUAUUGGGUUAACAUUAGAUUUGGGUGUCUUAUACACUGUUUAAUACACCAAUGGUAAAUGCCUUAUACCAUAAGAAGAAAGCUAAUUGUUGAGUAAAUGGGAGAAAAGAGAUGAUUCACAUCACUACAGUUGAUUCAACCUCCAACACCACCAUGAAUAUGCAUAGGUUUGAGCUUUUAGCUAGAUUCCUAGGUGUAAGGCAUCUAUUUUAAAAGUGUCACAGGUGGCCGGGCACGGUGGCUCAAGCCUGUAAUCCCAGCACUUUGGGAGGCCAAGGCGGGCAGAUCACGAGGUCAGGAGAUCGAGACUAUCCUGGCUAACAUGGUGAAACCCCCGUCUCUACUAAAAAAAAAUACAAAAAACUAGCCGGGCGAGGUGGCGGGUGCCUGUAGUCCCAGCUGCUCAGGAGGCUGAGGCAGGAGAAUGGCGUGAACCCGGGAGGCGGAGCUUGCAGUGAGUGGAGAUUGCGCCACUGCACUCCAGCCUGGGCGAUGGAGCGAGACUCCAUCUCAAAAAAAAAAAAAAAAAAAUAGCGCCACAGGUGAUUCUGAUGCCCUACCCAGUGGAGUUCUGCUACUAAAGCACAGGCUCUCCUGCUACAUGAUUUUCCCAUCUGUACAAUGAUUGAAAUAGCACCUAUUCCAUGUGGUAGAUAGGAGAAUUCCAUGAGGUAAUAUAGGUAAACAUUUAGUUCAGGGCCUGGCAUGUGGUAAGUGCUCAGUAAGUGUAUAAUGAUUGGUAAACUUGUUUUUCUGCAUUCAGGCCUCACCAGGGAUGACAUACGGUUCUCUGCCUUUGAAUAUAAGUGUCCCCAGGGCAAUCUGAGGCCAGCCUGCAAACCCAUCCUGACUCUCCGUGUUGUUUUGCCAACCUGGGUCUCUUUCCUGGGCUCCAAAUCAACUCAUUCCUAGAUAGCUCACCCUCUAGAUUUAGGGACAUCGAACUCAGUAUGUCUAAAACUGAGCCUUACCAUCUGCCCCUCUCCAAACCUCCUCUAUGACAUUCUGUCUUAGAGAAUUAGAGCCACCUGGUUUCCCAAGUGCCCAAGUCAGAAACCCAGGCAUCAUUUAUUUUUAAUAAGUGUUUUAUUUUGGAAUAAAUUUGGUUUUACAGAAAAAUUGCAAAGAUAAUACAGGGUCCUUAUACCCGUUAUUCAGUUUCUAUAAUGUUAACAACUAUAUACCAUAGUAUAUUUGUCAAAACUGAGAAACCAACAUUGUUUGGUGUAUUAGUAUUACUAAGCUCCAGGCUUUAUUCAGAUUUUACCAGUUUUUCCACUAAUUUUCUUUUGUUCUAGGAUAUAAUCCAAGAUGCAACAUUGCAUUUAGCAGGGCAUCAUUUUAAUGCCAUUCUUUAUCUGCUGUCUCUACAUGGCCACCAAGUUCUGGCAUUUCUACAUCCUAAAUCUUUUAAUUUUAUUACAAUUUUUUAUUGUUGUUUUUCAGAGAGAGAGUCUUGCUCUAUCACCCAGGCUGGAGUGCAGUAACACGAUCAUAGCUUACUGCAGCCUUGAACUCCUGGACUCAAGUGAACCUCUUAACCCCAACCUCCCAACUAGCUGGGACUAGAGGUGUGUACCACCACACCCAGCUAAUUUUGUAAAAAUUUUUUGUAGAGACAGGGUCUCACUAUGUUGCCUAGGCUGGUCUUGAACUCUUGGCCUCAAGUGAUCCUCCCACCUUGGUCUGCCAAAGCACUGGGAUUACAGGUGUGAGCCACUGCACCCAGCCUAAAUCUUUAUAAAUCUCCAUCCCCAUUACUCUGGUUCACCCCGUAUCGUUUCUUAGACUAUUUAACAGCCUCCUAACUUCACUCUACUUUUAAUCUCUUCCCUCUCCAGGUCUCUCUCCAUACUUUAAAAAACUAGUUUCACCAUCCAUUCCCAUUCCUCUCUACCCUUAAAACUUUCUGGUGGUUUUCCAUGACUUAAGAGACUAAAGCCCAAUUCUUUGGUUUGGCAUGCUAGGCAUUCCAUAAUCCUCUCCUAACGUAACUCCCCACUUUCCUUUCCCUCUUUUACACCUCAUAAAGCCUGUGUUCCA